CUAUCGAGCGUCUCGAGAGUAUUCGAAAGGAGGCGAUGUCGCCUCCCGCGGCCGAUGACACGUCUAAUAUAAUUCGCGAAAGGAGGAAAGAGAGACAUCUCCACGCACGUCGCGUCUGUCCGUCGGUCCUUCCGUUCAUCCAUCGUCUUCCUAUCGACCUCCCUUCCUCGAGCACGUCCUUGAACGACGACGCCGGGGUCCCUUCGCGCUCCUCUCCCCGUCCCGUCGCACUACAGUGUCUAUUAUUUAUCUGCUGCCACACGGCAUGGUAUCAGCCGGUACCUCCUAUCACUAUCACUGAGAUGCUGACACACUCCGAUCUUAAGCUCUGUCUCUUUAACAACAGGAACUGAUCGUGAAGAGAUUGCGUAAACACGUAUCCGGGAUUGCAGCGAUGUUCAAGACGACCACCUGUAAGAUGUUGGUCCAGGUGUCGGCUGUACUGCCAGAUGACAGGCCAAUAACUGCCAUUAGUGUUGUGGAAGACUUAGACAAGUGUCCACCCAACUUCACAGUGGUAUCGAGAACUUACGAUCAGGACACCGACGCUGAUUUGUGGAGGGAGAGUGGACUGUUCAUCAAGAAGAAGGGUAGAUAUAUCUGCUUCUCGAAGACUGAGGGCCAGCCAAAUUGUGUGGUCGAGGAUAUCAUGGUGAUUAAUGAGCGAGAUACUCCGCCAGAAGGAUACAGCAUGAUCUCCUACACCGUGGAUUCGAGGCAAAAAGCGUGGCGGAAAAAACAGGUGUGUUACAAAAUUAGGAAUAAGGACCUGUGUACGAAAGCAGUCACAGAUAUAAUAAUAUGCAGCAGGACAACUCCAAACCACAAGGUUUACUCCAAACUGGCUCCUGUUGGAUUUUUCGCUGCUGGUACUAUAAAUGGUGUUCAUGUGUGCUACAAGACCGUAGAUAUCACAAAUGCGAAUUCGGAUUCGCAGUCGUACGUUAAUAUAGACUUACUGCAAAGUCCUUCUCCAAAUCCGUCGAAUGGAAUCUUUCACAGGCCAGCCCCCGAGAGGCCCCCGAAACCAAAGUUCUCACCAAAACCACCGGCCAAUGGGAUUUAUCCGCAAGUCGGCAGCACCACUAAUAAGGAUGACGAACUCGGCGAUCGAGAUUACGAGGUUUUAAGUCCUAACGCGAGGAUCAGGCCAACGAGGCCCGCUCCACAACCACCUAUGUCCACAACAUCGACCGUCACAUCCACGCCCAUUUACGGUACACUUCCGGGAUCGUCCGAUCUCGACGGGGUUCCGUUCGCGCUUAAUCCUCGUCUUAUUACUAAUCAUAAUUCUGCCAAUAACAAACUUCCUGUUAUCAAAGUAUGGACACAGAAGGACUUAGAUAGAGAGUUCUUCUAUGACUUUCGCGCGGAAAGAGAAACUUGAAAGAUGACAGCUUGCCAAAACUAAUUCGAGUUCUCGAGCGUUUUCCGAUAUAAUUCGUAUCCGAUAUAAUGCUAGCCAACAAGCGUAAAUGGAGUGCCUGAACGAAUGAUUUGUACUAACCCGCGAGAGAAUGAAGCCUGCAUGACGCUUAAAAUGGGGAUUGUGUAAUGUUUAAGAAGAAAUAAGAUAAAAAAACUUAUCGAUGUACGCGUUUCUUCUUCCACGCCCCAUAUUUACAUUUUGAUACUGGUGAUAACGUUGUCAUAUUUUUAUAGACUUGCGUUAUUUUUUGAUAGAGAGUAGAGAUUAUAUAUGUAAAAUAUGUGUACACAUAAUGUAUCAUAAUGCGAGAUUUUCUGCGCAUCGUAAUACCGCAUAUCUACGCUUCUAAACACGCGAACAAACGCAUAAUAUUGUUGAGACCAGCAUCAUAUUCUCACCGCACAUUUAGUAGUUUACGCGAUAAUUCAAAUGCGUGGUGAGAUUGCAUGCCAUAAAAAGUCAUUUUGUUGUUCCUUUUGCCCCUUUUUGAUAUUUUUUUAACUAGAGAUUUGAAUGUUU
Messenger RNA from Mycetomoellerius zeteki, 1948 nucleotides. It is a transcript of the gene Mvb12, whose product is annotated as multivesicular body subunit 12-like Mvb12. Gene Ontology annotation, cellular component: ESCRT I complex; cytosol. Lineage: Eukaryota; Metazoa; Arthropoda; Insecta; Hymenoptera; Formicidae. The transcript has 8 exons. Bases 395 to 1387 code for a protein of 330 amino acids. The record is from RefSeq and is a predicted model, not a curated record. Gene Ontology annotation, biological process: regulation of epidermal growth factor receptor signaling pathway; endosome to lysosome transport via multivesicular body sorting pathway; virus maturation.